Musa acuminata subsp. malaccensis (wild Malaysian banana) is the source of this 1514-nucleotide messenger RNA. Lineage: Eukaryota; Viridiplantae; Streptophyta; Magnoliopsida; Zingiberales; Musaceae. The record is from RefSeq and is a predicted model, not a curated record.
AAGGGAGGAGGAGGAGGGUGUUCUGCGAAGAUUACCUCCAUGGAGUGGAAUCCCAACAAGCUCCUUUCGUGGGGUUUCUCAGGACUCGAGCAGCAGAAAGCAGAGCUCACCAUGGGCUCCUUGGUCGAGCGCAGCCGUGGCCUCGGAAGCCAGACUAGCGAAAUGGAUUGCUCGGUUGACCUCAAGCUUGGUGGUUCAGCUGGGUUUCGUCCACCGGAGAAGUGGAGAAGCCAGGCCACGACGGCGACGACAAAAGCAGCAGCGUCCGGCCCGCCUCGGCGGGCACGUGCGCCGGGCAACGCUGGGCAGACGGCGGCCUGCUUGGUCGACGGGUGCAAGUCCGAUCUCAGCAACUCCCGGGAGUAUCACCGGCGCCACAAGGUGUGCGAGGUGCAUUCCAAGACUCCGGUGGUGAUGGUGGGCGGCCAGGAGCAACGCUUUUGCCAGCAGUGCAGCAGGUUUCACCAACUGGAGGAGUUUGAUGAGGUGAAACGAAGCUGUAGGAAGCGAUUGGAUGGACACAACAAACGCCGGAGAAAGCCACAACCAGGAUCCACAAGUCCCGGGAGCCUAUUUCCGAAUCAUCAAGGGAGCAGCAGGUACUUGAUGUAUCCUCAUCUACUCCCGACACCAAGAGAAGAGCACAACUGGCCUGCGAUAUAUACCACUCACCUUCCCCUCCAUGCCGUCGACAGCCAACAGCAGUUGUCUGUCCCUUUCUGCGGCAACCAAGACGGGAAGCAGCUCCCUCUCCUGCAACAUGGCAACACUGCCUUCGGCAGGACAACAAUGGAACCACCCACACGCCAGCCAUUCCUCAAGACAGAAAGCAGCAGCAGCAGCAACAACAAGAUCCUCUCUCACGGAGAUUGUGCUCUCUCUCUUCUGUCAUCAACUCCAAGUCCAGGCGUCGCCGUCGGCAUGGGCCAAAUGCUGCCUGCCGGAAGGAUCCCCGUGCACCAUCAGCCUCUGGUUUCUUCUCUUCCCUACAACCACCUCGAUCGAUAUGCCAGCUCUCAAGCUUCAAGCUACGUUUCGCAAACAGGGUUCUCUUACUCGGGGUUUGAGGAUGCUGUGCUUGUUGGCGAUGCUGACACUGACCUCCACUGUCAGAGCACGGUUCAUGUAGGAGGUGAUGGCUCCUCGGUCGGGGCCUCGCAACCUCUUCCCUUCUCUUGGCAGUAGUAGUAGUCUGUGUUUGAUGCUGCGCUUUGGUGAUUCCCCCAUCCACCACUCUCAAUAAUAAUGUUAACUCCUUGCAUGGCCAAAUGUUCUUCUUCUCAUUGCAGAGAACAGACAAAGAAGCAGAAGCAUAUAGCAACCAGAGAGGAGGCUAAUAUAUAGCUAGCCAGCUUGUCUUGGUGGGCUUUCUCUACAGGUUUAUGAUCAGAUUUCUCAUUCAGAACAAAAGAACACACCUGAAAUUGUUGUAGAUUUGGAUCUUAGAGAUGGUCAUCUUCAUAGUUAACCAUUAACAGGCCUGAUAUUAUCAAUGGAGACAACCUUUUCGUUGA